Molecule: messenger RNA, 5164 nt
Organism: Amoebophrya sp. A25
Lineage: Eukaryota; Dinophyceae; Syndiniales; Amoebophryaceae
Source: the annotation of a GenBank genome assembly
AGGGAAGUUGUAAAGCGAUGAGGAAGGCGUUUAGUUAAACUCUCAUCAACAGAAUUGGUGUCUAUUUUCACCCUAGAAGCGACAUCUUUUGAUGUUUUGUAACAAGAAAGUGGUGACGUCGUGGUUCUGGUUGUAUACAACGAGGUUUUGCUUUAGGUUUUGAAGGGUUUUGGACGCUGUUUGAGGAUUCUAGGAGGUGAACUUUUGAUUUUGUUGGAAUUGUUGCUUCCAGGAGGUGAACUUUAAGGUUCAGAGCUUUAAGAUUCAGGGAAGUCGUAGCAGGUCCAAUCCGAGCCGACUAACAUCAUCAAGAUGGAGCCUCACGCAAGUAGAGAAAUCUCCUAGACAAGGCCUUUCAUGAAAGGCACACUCAUUCACUCACUCACUCACUUUCCUAGCAUGUUCUUGACGUCGCUGUCGCUGUGAUAUGUUCUCGCUUUGAACUUCAAGCAGAGAAGAAGACGCCUUUUCUUCGAAGAGCAUACGCAAGAACAUCUUCAUUGAGCAACGUGUGGCACGGCAGGCAAAGAAGUAGAAGAACGCGACCAGAAGAGAAAUUGAAAUUCACAAGUCCUUCAAAUCUACGAGGAUUUUUACGAAAAGACAACGACACGACGAACACGACUUGUUUUGGUUCCACAAGACAGAGGAAGGCUGUGGCUAGUUAGAGUUAGAGUUUCCUAGUCUGGAGCAGUGCAGGCACACGACGAUAGCAGCAUCAACACGGCUUAUCAACAGCACGCGACAGAAUAGUGUUAUCACAGAAGAUAAUCCGUUUUGAACCACAAGAGGACGAUAAAAAGCGGCCAGCACAGCGACAACUACUAGUGCCACAACAAGGAACGGGCCAAGAACGGGAAGAACUAGGCUGUACUCCAUCCACUACAAGAACAAGUUCAGGAGCUUCUGCGCUUGUCGUAGUUGCUGUUGAUCCUGGUCAAAGUAGUGAUUGUUCACUACAGCAGGAGACUUCUAGGAAAACGACAAGAACAGCCCUUCCGCUUCUUACUAACGAGAAGUAAUAAGGAGAAUCCUCUUCUUCUUCGUAGCAAGAACAUAGCAAAGUUCUAUAGGAGCUCUCCGCUACAACAUCUGAAGGAGCAGUACAUCUAGAUCUACUCCUACAGCCAAGCAGCCACAGCAUCUUCUUGUUCAGAACAUCUUCAGAACACCAAAAAAACAAGAUGUCAGGCGAAGGAGGUGAGAAAUCGCAGCCAGCCAAGGCUAGCUUCACCUACAAUGCGGAGAGGGUUUUGGGCUCAGGAAGUUUCGGUAUCGUAUACCAAGCGCAAGUAGUCGAAACAAACGAAACAGUAGCGAUCAAAAAAGUGUUUCAGGACAAAAGGUACUUACUGCUCUUGGUUUCAACAGGUUAAGAGGUACUUACUGAUUCUAGUAAGGUCAGCUCCAAGAUAUUACAAGAUUACACCUGUUCGUAGUUGUACUAAUUGCAUUCAUCUGUUACAACGACGGGGCAGAUAGCUGCAUGUGCUGUAGAGACUUCUCAUAUUAAUCAGGUACAAAAACCGAGAGCUGCAAAUAAUGAAGGAGCUGAAGCACCCGAAUAUAGUGGAGCUGAAGCAUGCCUUUUAUACAUCCGGUACUUUUCCGAGCUUUGCUCCUGGCUUGUAAUGCUGCAUCAACAGGACGACCACGAUGUCUCCAUCGCCCGACAAAUUGGCAACUUCACAACCUUGUCAAUUAUACCUCUUUACAAAAUUAUGACAAAUGAAAUAAUAUUGAAGCUAUCAGUCAACCUAAGUACUUAACAAAAAAAACAAUCUUGUUGAACACCACGAAAAACACCUACACCAUAUCAACCAAAAAAUAGGUGACAAGCCAGGAGAGACCUACCUAAACGUCGUCAUGGAAUAUUGCAGCGACACGGUGUAUCGAGUCAUGAAACACUACAACAAGAUGAAACAGCCUAUGCCAAUCAUCUUCGUGAAAUUGUAUUUUUUUUAUCUUGUUAUUUUAUGGUUGUAUGGGAGUUUGUGAGGAGCAGGAGCAGUUGUGGAAACAUCAUGAAUCAUUGUCUUUAUCAUCGCUACAACAUUCACAUUCUACAUCAUCAACUACAAGCUCCUAAUCCUAUGGUAUAAUGAGGAUUCAACCAUCUACAUCUUCCCUUUACUCAAUUAGAUCUUACCUCCUGCUUUUGUCAGGCACAUCAAUCAAAAAUCAAAAAGACAAUCAAUCAAUCAAUCAAUCAAUCAAUCAAUCAAUCAAUCAAUCCCCUCACAACACGAAAUAGGUACACAUACCAAAUGUGUCGAUCGUGUGCCUAUAUUCAUGCAGUGGGCAUAUGCCACAGAGACAUAAAGCCGCAAAAUCUUCUGGUAGACGGCAGGACACACUGUCUGAAGCUUUGUGACUUCGGAUCCGCUAAGAGACUCGUAAAGGGAGAGCCGAAUGUGGCGUAUUUUUUUUUCUAAUUUUAUAUGAGAUAACCUAACCUAACCUAUCAACACAUCGUAGCACUUGCUGUUGACGUAGACGUAGUAGAUGAAUAAUAUAAUCCCGAUCCCCAUCAACAUCAAUAACAUCGACAUGAUCUUCAACGUGCUGUGAUGAAUAUGGAAAGUAGAUGAGCACCUGCAAACUCAAACUCCUUAGGUGGUUGUACACCUGACUUCCCUCCCCAAUCAUCAAGCUCCCCUCCACACUCAUCUCAGGUACAUUUGCUCUCGCUAUUAUCGAGCUCCAGAAUUGAUUUUUGGCGCGACGGACUACACAACCGCAAUAGAUAUUUGGAGCGCCGCUUGCGUGACGGCAGAAAUGAUCCUCGGACAGCCCCUCUUCCCAGGCGAGUCCGGUGUAGACCAAUUAGUGGAGAUUAUCAAGGUACAACUACUAGUGCGUGGUCCUCUGAGUAUGGACCUUGUACAAGUAGAUACAACUAGUACGGAUUAUAGGUACUUGUAGUUGUACACCAGUGUUUGCUUCUUGUAUGUUGAACCUUGAACGACCUUAAAUUAAUAUGUUACUAGUCGACUAGAACAAGUAGUCAGAAGUAGCACUUGUAGCAGCCACCCUCCUCCAGAAGAUCUAUUAUGAACAUGUUCUUCAGAAUCACCAAGGGUCGCAUCUUCAACACCAUUUUUCCAAUGUAAGUUAAAGUUUACUAGUAUCUUACCUCAAGUAGUACAUACUGCUAUAAUUGGAAUUCUGUGAAAGAAAAUUCACCCAAGAACUUGCUGACCACGUGAAAAUCACAGGUUCUCGGAACCCCAACUAGAGAGCAAUUGAUGGCGAUGAAUCCGAACUAUACCGAAUUCAAGUUCCCCAGCAUAAAGCCACAUCCAUGGUCGAAGGUAUACUACUAGACUUAAGCGCCCGGUAGCACUCACCCCACUAGAGUCCUCCACUGACUCUCUGCACGCACUUCCCCCGCCAUUGCGAGAGAAUAAGCAAGAGGAUGAGAUAGAAGAACGAUCAUGAGGAUCGGUGGGCUGUGCGUUCUUGAGUCUAAGACUGUCCCCAAAAAAUUGUUCGAACAACAGUCCGCUCAGAGGCAAAUUAUCCAUGCUAUGCACAGCUGCAGCAACUCGAAUUUUCGAAAAUUUUCCAUUCGAAUGACAGGUCUUUAGACAGCGCACUAGCCCAGACGCUAUCGACUUUGUGUCGAAGUUGCUCCAGUACGACCCUAAGGUGCGACCACAUGGCCUGGAAGCCAUCCUUCACGAAUUUUUUGACGAGUUGCGAGACCAAAACACGAAGCUCAGUAGCAGCAAACCGGUACUCUUUUCUUACAAGUAAGUAGCAUAAGUCCUAACUAAACGACCUGGUGCAACUUCUCUGCGGAUGACAAAACAAUUUCAAUUUCUACAAUACAAUUUAUCCCAACCACCAGAUGCCGGAAUUGUUCGAUUUUAGCAAGGAGGAGUUGACGAUCAUGCAGGACCUUCCGGCAGAGGCAACUGCCAAGCUGCUUCCACAGUGGGCGAGAGACCGCAAAAAGUAGGAGCAGGGCAAGUACUUAUACAUAGAAGAAGAAGUAUUCUAGAAGGAGCGCUGCUGUUUCUAUAGCGGAGGUUCGAUGAGGAAGGUUCUCCUUCAUCUUGACAUUCUGCUGGUGCUGGACGCCUAAUAUCUGGACAGUACUUGGAAGAUCUCUUCUCUGAGUCAUCUGGGCGCCAUCUUCAGCUUGAAGAUGUUCUAAAAAAAAACUGAAACAAAAAUUCUUCUACUUCUGACCCAAAGAAAGGCAGUUCUGUUCAAUCUAUCUUUGUUUCGCAAAUUCGUACUACGAUAGAAGUCCUAUUACAUUUCAUCGACGUUUUCACAACUAGAAGUAGUGAUUUCAAUUUCAUAGUUAGAUGCUGGAGGCGUGGAGGACGUUCCACGACUUCUUCUCCUGUUCAUCGUACCAACAUCAUCGCUUCAGUUAUUUAAAAAGGUUAUUUGCUGGGUAGAUCCUAGAAAGAACGCGUAUUGAUCUUUUGCCCCUCAGUAAUAUUUUUAUUUACACAACAAGAUGUCUAAUAUUUACAAGAAUUACAACAAGAUCCUUAUCAAUCCACCCACCCAAAAAUUGUGAUGUUUUUACUACUCGCAGCACUCAUCUCUCGCUCUCCAGAACGAAGAACAUUUUUUAUGUCAUAAUUCUUCACCAGCACUUGUUAAAUGAAUAAGAUAAUUGUUGAAUCUUCAUCAGAAUGUUGAUGUCCAGCAUUAAUUAGGAAAUUUUUAGAAAAUAAAAAAUGUAAGUAUGAUCUAUAAUUUGAAUCUCAUGUUCAGAUUGAAACUACUCCACAAUUUAUUGAUAGAAAAAGAAAAAGUACAAGAAGAACUAGAGUAAGAGAACAAAGAUGAACAACAUUUUGGAAUUAUUCUUCGACACAGAGCAUCAAGCAUCAACUACACCUCCACGCAUGUAGUUGAAAUCUACAACGUCUAUCACUUUUUAAGCACGACUCUUCAUCUUGAAAACUAAAAGUUGUUGUAGUUGUUGUUGUUGUAGAAAAAAAUGUCCUCUCCACCAACUUCUUACAUGAUUUCCUGAAGGAGCUUCUGCUCUUAAACCAAGCCAGCAGGAGCGGUGAUCUUGAGGCACCAGUCGACUGUUGGUAGCCAAGAAAGAACUUCUCAUCUAGCACCUUGAUCUUCAAUAUGAAAGUAGUAGAUCAUGAAGUCGUAGGGAUGAAUGAAAAGAAAGAUGAAC